This is a messenger RNA of Paramecium pentaurelia, 339 nucleotides long. The record is from the annotation of a GenBank genome assembly. Lineage: Eukaryota; Ciliophora; Oligohymenophorea; Peniculida; Parameciidae.
AUGAACAAUUAUUAUAUUAACAACUUUGAAGGGAAUGCCAAUAUAGUUGGGUUUCAAAAAAUCUUCUCAAUUAUAGAAAAUGAUUAAAAACAAAAAACCGAAAAUAUGGAAACUUAAUAAUAUAAACAAAAUUAAAGCUAGAGGAUGUUAGAACAAAGCUCUAUAAUCUUAAAACAAAAAUCAAUUUUUAACUAGAUUAAUUAUAAGGUAUUGUAUAACAAUAGCAAAAUUGGUUAGAUUAAAUCUUGCCAAGCACAUUUACAUAUAGUUUCUUUGAAGAGUUAGAAAAUCUAAUUAAAAAAAAAAUAUCAAUAUCUAAAGAACAUGAGAAUUUAAUGA